Messenger RNA from Panthera uncia (snow leopard), 1261 nucleotides. RefSeq names its product MPV17 mitochondrial inner membrane protein like 2 (gene MPV17L2). Bases 353 to 973 code for a protein of 206 amino acids. Gene Ontology annotation, cellular component: cytoplasm; membrane. The transcript is spliced from 5 exons. Gene Ontology annotation, biological process: mitochondrial ribosome assembly. The record is from RefSeq and is a predicted model, not a curated record. NCBI's taxonomy places the organism in Eukaryota, Metazoa, Chordata, Mammalia, Carnivora, Felidae.
GUGGGUUGGUCGGUAAGAGUGUGGCGACGGCUGUCCAUUGGUCGGCGCAGAAAGGGGCGGGGAAACGAGGGACAGUCAGCCUUUGAUAUGCGUGUUGCAGUGAGACGCCUAUUUGCGAUUGGUCCGUAAGGUGCGGAAGGCAACGACUGGCUUCAUUCAGCGACCGGCCCGGGGAUGGGAUGCCGGUCUUUUAUUGGCUAAUACCUCUCGAGGCCCGCAAAAUUGAGCGACCUGCGGUCAGUGAUUGACUGGCGAGGACUGGGGCGGGCGUGCAGAAAGCGAAGACAGAGUGCGAUUGGCCAGCAGCGGGAGGGCUGCGAUCCCGGCGCGGGUUCCAGAGUAGCGGCGGGCUAUGGCUUCCGGCGGCAGGCGCUGGCUGCGCGGUCUGUGGGCCGUGGGGCAGCCCCUGUUCCAAGGUCGUGCGCUGCUCGUCACCAACACGCUGGGCUGCGGUGCUCUCAUGGCGGCCGGGGACGGCGUGCGCCAAUCCUGGGAGGUCCGCGCCCGGCCUGGCCAGAAAUUCGACCCGCGGCGCUCAGCUAGCAUGUUUGCAGUGGGCUGCAGUAUGGGCCCCUUCCUGCACUACUGGUACCUCUGGCUGGACCACCUGCUCCCAGCGUCCGGCCUCCGUGGCCUCCCAAACGUCCUCAGGAAGGUCCUCAUCGACCAGCUGGUGGCCUCUCCCAUGCUAGGCGUCUGGUACUUCUUAGGCCUUGGCUGCCUGGAGGGCCAAACCCUGGAUGAGAGCUGCCAGGAGCUGCGGGACAAGUUCUGGGAAUUCUACAAGGCCGACUGGUGCGUUUGGCCAGCCGCGCAGCUGGUGAACUUUCUCUUCGUGCCCAGCCAGUUCCGAGUCACCUACAUCAAUGGCCUGACGCUGGGCUGGGACACGUACCUCUCCUACCUGAAGUACCGGGUGAGCACGGUGGGUGCACCAGGCACCCAGGGGACUCCUCAGGGGCCACAUGUGUGAACCCCCAACAGCAAUGCAUCUGCACUCCACGGUCCCUGCUGAGUCUUUCCCGCAAGAUUGAGCCCAGCCACAAGACUGGAGGAUGAGGGCUCACUUGGCGACGAGGAGUCCAGAGGGGUGUGUGACCAGACCUUCUUGCACGGACGGACCCUGGGCCCAAGGUGGGGACGCAGCCCAUGCCCUUAGAGCAGGGCCGAGCCUGGAGUUGACCUCCAGAAUCUGGGGCCUUAGGCGGGACCGAGUGGCCUCCAGUACCCUGCUCGGGUCACGGGCUGUGGAAAUUCUAUU